Messenger RNA from Anguilla anguilla (European eel), 3076 nucleotides. Its product is annotated as enhancer of mRNA-decapping protein 3-like. Gene Ontology annotation, biological process: P-body assembly; deadenylation-independent decapping of nuclear-transcribed mRNA. Gene Ontology annotation, molecular function: mRNA binding. The coding region runs from base 182 to 1585 and encodes 467 amino acids. Lineage: Eukaryota; Metazoa; Chordata; Actinopteri; Anguilliformes; Anguillidae. Gene Ontology annotation, cellular component: P-body. The transcript has 7 exons. The record is from RefSeq and is a predicted model, not a curated record.
GAGGUAACGAGCUAAGCUUGGACACAGAUUGGCCUUCAGGAAGCGGAACACCGGAUCUUAGGAUUCGAAAAUUUUGUCAUCACAGAAAUGUAAAAUACUAGCUGAACAAUAAUUUGCUUGUUAAGAGGACAUCUAACGUUAACUUUUUAAAAAUUGCAUUCUGAGAGAAGGGAGAGACGGUAUGUCUGCCGACUGGUUGGGGAGCCUGGUGUCCAUCAACUGUGGGGCAACACUGGGCGUGUACCAGGGGGAGGUGACUUCGGUGGAUCAGGCCAGCCAGACCAUCUCUCUCAGACAGCCCUUCCACAAUGGCAUCAAGUGUCCAGUCCCGGAGGUCACUUUCAGUGCCAUGGACAUCAAGGAGCUGAAGAUCCUAGAAAUUCCAAAUGGUGUCUGUAGGAACAGCAGCAGCCAGGGCGUUCCCACUGACCCAUGCCCUGCCUCCUCUGGGUUCAGUGGGCGGAGCACUGGGGCUGCAGGCUGUGGAGGCCCAAGCAGCAGUGCCCCAAUGGCAGUGCCUCGGAAAGCAUCCGCUAUCGGCCGAGCCGCCAGCCAGGCCACGCCCAAGAAAAAUGGGGUGAAGAACGGAGGAGGGGGGCCCAUGAAGGUGAAAGACGACGAGUGUUUCGGGGACGGCAUGGACCCGGGCCUGGACACGGACUUUGACUUCGAAGGCAACCUGGCCCUGUUCGACAAGGCGGCGGUGUUCUCUCAGAUCGACACGUCGGAGCGCCGCGGCAACGGGGCGCGGUCCCGCGGGACACCCGGGGAGCGGACCCCUUCCCGCUAUCGCCAUGACGAGAACAUCCUGGAGGCCGAGCCAAUCGUCUACCGGCAGAUCACUGUGCCGCAGCAGGGGGGCAAAGAGUACUGCACCGACUCCGGGCUGGUGGUUCCCAGCAUUCCCUAUGAGCUGCACAAGCGCUUGCUGUCGGUGGCCGAGCGGCACGGCCUCACGCUGGAGCGCAGGCUGGAGAUGACCGGCGUGUGCGCCAGUCAGAUGGCGCUGACCCUCCUGGGCGGGCCCAACAGGCUGACCCCUAAGAACGUGCACCAGCGGCCAGCCGUGGCCCUUCUGUGCGGCCCGCACGUGCAGGGGGCGCAGGGCAUCAGCUGCGGACGCCACCUGGCCAACCACGAGGUGGAGGUCAUCCUCUUCCUGCCCAACUUCGUCAAGAUGCUGGAGUCCCUCACCAACGAGCUGACGCUCUUCGGCAAGACGGGCGGCAAGCAGGUGUCCAGCAUCAAAGACCUGCCCGAAACCCCGGUGGACCUGGUCAUCAACUGCCUGGACUGCCACGAGAAUGCUUUCCUGAGGGACCAGCCCUGGUACCGGGCGGCGGCGGACUGGGCCAACCAGAACCGGGCGCCGGUGCUCAGCAUAGACCCGCCCGUCAGCGGGCAGGAGCAGGCGGUGGAGGCCAAGUGGUCCCUCUCCCUGGGCCUGCCCCUCCCCCUGGCCGAGAGCGCGGGGCGGGUGUACCUGUGCGACAUCGGCGUCCCCCGACAGGUGUUCCAGGAAGUGGGCGUCAGCUACCACUCCCCCUUCGGCUGCAAGUUCGUCAUCCCCCUGCACUCUGCGUAGCCAGGGGUCAGAAGGGGAGGCCGUGGACACAAAUGAGCCUUAAUAUCUCGAGAGUGUGAACGUACGGACGUGCCUGCUUGUGAUUGGGGAGGGCGGGUGGAUCCUUGGGGAUACGGGGGGGGGUUUAGGUGGCAUGCCUGGAGGGAGCCACCAUGUUGUCAAGGGACUGUGGGUAAUCUCCCUAAUCAGAAUGUGCACUCCUUUGUGUUUCAGUUUUCCUGUUGUUUUUUUUUUUUUCUUUUCCGCUUUUUUCCAAAGUUAGCAGGUCUUGCGCUGAUAUGCCAGCCAGAGGAAGGAAAGGCGCAGCGAAAAGAACGUUCUGUAUGUUUAUGCUCAUUUAUUUAGUGAUAAGCCCACAGAAAUAGACUCCCCUCUAUUUAUGUGCCGUGCUGUUUACAGAGGUCUGAAGACUGACCGAGUCUCUCUCUCUCUCUCUCUCUCUCUCUCUCUCUCAAGGGAAGUCCCUCCCCUUUUUUUUCUCUUUCGUAGUUUCUGCCGUUUCUGCGGGAGAUUGAGCCAGGUCGUGCGACAUUGGCUUUUGACCGCAUGCGAAUGCGACCGUGCGUCGUUGACCGUGUGGAUUUUUGUUGGGAGUUGGGGUUUACGUUUGUGCGCUCUUUAAGGUCAGCUAAAGAAAAGUGGUUGAACGUUACCACAAAGAAGUGUUGCAGACUCACAGGGACAACAUGAGUCUUUAAUUUUCCCUUUAAGAGAAAACCUAAUGUCACAGGGAUGACUCCUUUGAAAGAUGUUUGUGCCAGGAGUGACCUGCAGUCGGAAGCAUUUCAUUACCAUUUCGUCCUUCUUACUUGUGCUCAGUGUUUAUUGUGGUCUUUAUUUCUAUUUAUUUUUAGUUGUCACAAGUUCUGACUUGUGUUGCUGUGUCACAAAACAGAUUCCUUGGUCUUUUGUUAAGACUUUUCAGUUACAUCUCAUAAAACAUUGGUUUUUAAAAAUUGAUUGUCUUUGGAGGGGGGGGGGGGUAUGUUUUUGUAUAAUAUGAAUAUUCAUGUGCACAUGGUUUUGUUUGUGACUGAAAAUGCCAUGACUCCUAUCCUUUACUAGCUGGGAAAGACACCGAAGCAAUUAUGGGUAAAUGCAGUGACCAAAAAAAUAUUUGGCACCAGGUCACAAUGGCAAAUAAUUUUGUUUCAUUGCAUUUAACUAUGUGGAUCAUUCUCCAAAAAUUGGGUCAGUUCCUACUGGUGGUCUUCAAUCAGAAUCAGUUAUUUUAUCACAGAGAACAAUGUUGUCCUAAAAUAUUUGAAGAAUAUUUAGGGAAAUAUUGUACACAAUAAUGGUAUUUCUCUUCCCUGUGUAGUUUUUUCUGGUUACAAACUUUUCUGUGACAUUUAAGUGCAGUAUUUUUUCUGUGGAGGGGAAGAGCUGGUUUUUAAUUUUCACUGUGAUUGGUGCUAAGAAACCCAUUUGUUUCACUGCAAAAGAAAAUGGAAAAAAAUAAAUGCCACUGGUAAUAUUGCCACUAAACUG